AUGAGCUGUGCAAAGGUGGACAGGUCAUUGAAGCCCAUGAUUGGCUCCACAUUAGAAAAUAGUGGAUGGAGUCUCGACGUUAAAGCAUAUAAUGCACUAGUUGAUGGAUUUUGCAAGGGUGGAAUGGUGGUUCUAUCCGAAAUGGUUGGGAAAUGUAUUUUACCUAACGUUGUCACUUAUAGUUCCAUUAUUCAUGCAUACUGUAAGGAAGAAAAGAUGGAAAAGGCUGAGAAUAUGCUGGAAAUUAUGAUGCAACAACAUAUUUGUCCCGAUGUCUUCACUUAUUCUUUGCUUAUUGAAGGGCUCUGCCUGAAGGGUGAAAUCGGAAGAGCGAAACAGUUACUUGAUUCCAUGGUAGAGAGGGGCCUUAAACCCAAUAUUGUUAACUACAACACUUUGUUAAAUGGAUAUUGCAAGAAGGGAAGCGUGGAUGAAGCUUGGAGGAGAUGUGCAGGAGAGAAUUCGUGGUUAAUUCCGUUAUCGUUUAUGCUUUGCAUGAUAAACUAA
Messenger RNA from Salvia miltiorrhiza (redroot sage), 507 nucleotides. Its product is annotated as pentatricopeptide repeat-containing protein At1g62720-like. NCBI's taxonomy places the organism in Eukaryota, Viridiplantae, Streptophyta, Magnoliopsida, Lamiales, Lamiaceae. The transcript has a single exon. Gene Ontology annotation, molecular function: protein binding. The coding region runs from base 1 to 507 and encodes 168 amino acids. The record is from RefSeq and is a predicted model, not a curated record.